Vollenhovia emeryi is the source of this 1847-nucleotide messenger RNA. RefSeq names its product ras-related GTP-binding protein C (gene RagC-D). The coding region runs from base 246 to 1445 and encodes 399 amino acids. Gene Ontology annotation, biological process: positive regulation of TOR signaling; cellular response to starvation; regulation of autophagy. The record is from RefSeq and is a predicted model, not a curated record. The transcript is spliced from 7 exons. NCBI's taxonomy places the organism in Eukaryota, Metazoa, Arthropoda, Insecta, Hymenoptera, Formicidae. Gene Ontology annotation, cellular component: nucleus; lysosome; Gtr1-Gtr2 GTPase complex. Gene Ontology annotation, molecular function: GTP binding; GTPase activity.
UUCUUUCCACCAUGCCUUAUAUCUUUCCACCAUGGCUGUAACAAACCAGCACUGCAUCAUCAUACACACCCUGCGCUAACUGUAAACAAAGAGAUUGUAUUAAACUUUGUAGCCUGUAUAUAAUUUUCCGUUAUAUGCGGUCACGGUCGAGCGGAUACGGUGCGACGUCGCGAGGUUUUUGGAGUUUUUAAUCCCUUUGGAGGACGGCCGGGAUCUUGGCACAAAAAUUAUUUAACCUCACGGACAUGGAUGACGACGAGCAUUAUCAAAGCGGUUAUGACGACCACUAUCAAAGUGGUUCCUUCCCGAAGGACUUUGGGUACGCGCCGUUCGAUGGCGAAACGGAAGGAUCUAUGGAUCCAUUGGCCGGGGAGCAAAAGCCCAGAAUACUUUUGAUGGGUCUCAGACGUAGCGGCAAAUCGUCGAUACAAAAGGUGGUGUUUCACAAGAUGUCACCCAACGAGACGCUGUUCUUGGAAAGUACAAACAAAAUCAUUAAAGACGACAUAAGCAACUCGAGCUUCGUGCAAUUUCAAAUAUGGGACUUUCCCGGGCAAAUCGACUUCUUCGAUCCCACUUUUGACAGCGACAUGAUAUUCGGCGGCUGUGGCGCGCUGGUGUUCGUGAUAGACGCCCAGGAUGAUUACAUGGAGGCGCUUAACAAACUCCACGCGACGGUCACCAAGGCGAACAAGGUCAAUCAGGCCAUCAAAUUUGAGGUUUUCAUCCACAAGGUGGACGGAUUGUCGGACGACUGUAAAAUGGAGACGCAAAGGGAUAUACAUACGAGAGCCAAUGACGAUUUAGUGGACGCCGGAUGCGAUCAAAUACACCUGAGCUUUCACUUGACCUCGAUAUACGAUCACAGUAUAUUUGAAGCGUUUAGCAAAGUUGUUCAAAAGUUAAUACCACAGCUGCCUACUUUAGAAAAUUUACUCAAUAUACUCAUAUCGAAUUCAGCAAUCGAGAAGGCAUUCCUAUUUGACGUUGUCUCAAAGAUAUAUAUAGCGACGGACAGCUCACCUGUUGAUAUGCAAAGUUAUGAACUGUGUUGUGAUAUGAUCGACGUUGUUAUUGAUGUUUCUUGCAUAUACGGAUUGAGAGAGGACUUGGAGGCCGCCGCGUUCGACAACCAAAGUUCCAGUUUAAUUAAAUUAAACAACGGUACAAUCCUGUACUUGCGCGAAGUAAACAAAUUUUUAGCGCUGGUCUGCAUCCUGCGAGAAGACAAUUUCGAUAGACAAGGCGUGAUCGACUACAACUUCCUCUGUUUCCGCAAGGCGAUACAGCAAGUGUUCGAGUUACGAAACAAAGCGUUAGCCGCGACAAAUGCGAACAAUCACUCGUCCUCUCCCGUUAGCACUAACGAAACGUCGAACGCUCCCGCGGUGUCGCAGACCGGACCCAUCGGACAAAACGGCACCGUUGUAAUCGCACAGAGUUAAUCUUUACGUGCAAUCUAUAUACAGAAUUUAUCGAGCGAAUGUAACAUAACGGAUCUUGAUAUUAACUUUAUUAUUGCUCAUUUCUCUUUCUUGCAAAUAUGCGCGUUACAAGCAUCUCUUUUCCUCUAUUUAAUAUUAAUUCUACUUUUUAUAAUAUAUUAUUAAAUAUGAAAUAUAUAUAUAUCUUUCGUACCAAGAAAUGGCUCACGCAGCUGUGUAUAAGUUGUCAUAAACAUGUUACCAAACGUAUGUUAUGAUUUCGUGUUUUUAAACUGUAACCCCAAAAUUAUUAUAGCGGAACUUUUACAAUUGAUAUUUGUUACAUAGAGUAUUGGAGUGCAUCUAUGUCUUAUCGGUUAUUGCUUUCCUUAUGUAUCUUAAUGAAAUAUAUGGCAGUAUACA